This is a messenger RNA of Morone saxatilis (striped sea-bass), 3459 nucleotides long. RefSeq names its product intraflagellar transport 88 homolog (gene ift88). Gene Ontology annotation, molecular function: kinesin binding. Gene Ontology annotation, biological process: kidney development; inner ear receptor cell stereocilium organization; non-motile cilium assembly. Bases 67 to 2580 code for a protein of 837 amino acids. The transcript has 24 exons. Gene Ontology annotation, cellular component: centriole; ciliary base; non-motile cilium. The record is from RefSeq and is a predicted model, not a curated record. Lineage: Eukaryota; Metazoa; Chordata; Actinopteri; Moronidae.
CUGAAACGACAACAAACCAGCUUUGCUGUUGCUUCGCUUUAGAUAACAGUUUUUCCCCACAUAUCCAUGAGCAUUUCGUUACACCACCUCACUGGAGAAAGAGACAUGGAAAAUGUACACCUGGCUGUGGAGGAGGAGGAUCUUUAUUCGGGUUACAACGACUAUAAUCCAACAUUUGACUCCGAGGAGUUGGAGAAUGAUGUGGGCUUCCAGCAAGCAGUCAGGACAAGCCACGGAAGAAGACCUCCGAUGACGGCCAAAUUUCCUGGAACUGCCAUUGGAGCUCGGCCUUUAGCUACUUCCUUUGGAUCUCGGAUUCCUAUGGCCUCCUCAAUGGGCAGACCCAUGACUGGCGCUGUGCAGGAUGGAGCAGCCCGACCAAUGACUGCUGUCAGAGCAGCCGGUUACACAUCCUCCCUGACCCGAGGCUCGAACUUUGACCCUCUGGGCCAGUCCAAAGGCCCUGCACCUCCACUUGAAGCAAAGAAUGAGGACACGCCUGAGGAGAAGAUCAAAAUCCUGGAGAAGAAAGUGAAUGACCUGAUAGAAGAGAGCUGCAUGGCACAGAGCAUGGGAGCCUUACAGCUGGCUCUUGAAAAAGCCAAAGAGGCAGGGAGGAAGGAGAGAGCACUGGUGAGACAGCGGGAGCAGUCGGGCAAUGCAGACCACAUCAAUUUAGACCUCACCUACUCUGUUUUGCUCAACCUUGCCAACCAGUAUGCGAACAAUGAAAUGUACCCAGAGGCCCUAAACAGCUACCAGGUCAUUGUGAAGAACAAGAUGUUCAGUAAUGCAGGCCGUAUGAAAGUCAACAUGGCCAACAUCUACGUCAAACAGAAGAACUACCCUAAAGCCAUCAAGUUCUACCGAAUGGCCCUGGAUCAGAUCUCCAAUGCUCACAAGGAGAUGAGGAUCAAGAUCAUGCAGAAUAUCGGCGUGGUCUUUGUCCGCAUGGGCCAGUACUCAGACGCCAUAACAUCUUUUGAGCACAUCAUGAGCGAGAGCCCCAACAUUAAGACAGGCUUCAACCUAAUCCUGUGCUACUAUGCCAUUGGCGACAGGGACAGGAUGAAGAAGGCCUUUCAGAAGCUCAUUUCUGUUCCUCUGGGCAUUGAUGAUGAAGACAAGUACAUCCCAUCUAAUGAUGACACCAGCUCAAAUAUGAUCAUCGAGGCCAUUAAGAAUGACAAACUUCACCAGAUGGAAAGAGAUCUAAAAAUCCUGUGUGAGAAGUACAUCAUGACGGCAGCCAAGCUCAUCGCUCCGGCCAUUGAGAAUUCUUUUGCUACUGGAUUUGACUGGUGUGUGGACAUGGUGAAGAGUUCUCAGUAUGUUGAACUUGCCAACGAUCUAGAGAUAAACAAAGCCAUCACCUACCUCAGACAGAAGGACUUCAACCAGGCAGUGGAAACUUUGAAGACAUUUGAGAAGAAGGACAGCAGAGUGAAGAGUGCUGCAGCCACCAACCUCUCUUUCCUCUACUUCCUGGAGAAGGACUAUGACCAGGCUGAUCGAUACGCUGACCUCGCCAUGAAUGCUGACCGCUACAACCCGGCAGCACUUAUCAACAAAGGCAACACGGUGUUCGUCAAGCAAGACUAUGAAAAGGCUGCAGAGUUCUACAAAGAGGCACUGAGGAAUGAUUCUUCCUGCACUGAGGCCCUCUAUAACCUGGGUCUAACCUACAAGAAACUGAAUCGUCUGGAGGAGGCUCUGGACUGCUUCCUGAAGCUCCACGCCAUUCUAAGAAACAGUGCCCAAGUCAUGUACCAGCUGGCCAAUCUCUAUGAGCUUCUGGAAGAGCCACAACAGGCAAUCGAGUGGUUGAUGCAGGUCAUCAGUGUAACUCCCACCGACCCCCAGGCACUGGCCAAACUGGGAGAGCUCCACGAUGGCGAGGGGGACAAGUCCCAGGCUUUCCAACACUACUAUGAGUCCUUCAGGUACUUCCCCUCCAACAUCGAUGUGAUUGAGUGGCUCGGGGCUUACUACAUCGAGACACAGUUCUGUGAAAAGGCCAUUCAGUACUUUGAAAGAGCCACACUCAUACAACCAACCCAGGUGAAGUGGCAGCUAAUGGUGGCAAGUUGCUACAGAAGAAGUGGAAACUACCAGAAAGCUCUGGAAACGUAUAAAGACAUUCACCGCAAGUUUCCAGAAAAUGUGGAAUGUCUGCGUUUCUUGGUGAGGCUGUGCACGGACAUGGGACUGAAAGAAGUCCAAGAAUAUGCCACCAAGCUGAAGAAGGUGGAGAAGAUGAAGGAGAUGAGAGAACAGAGGGUGAAGUCGGGCCGGGAGGGCAGUGCCAGAGGUCGGAGAGAAGGCAGAGACGGCAGUGCAGGGAGUGCUGACAGCGGCCACAGCAGCAACAGCACCAAAGGAGAGCGGCUGAGCGCCAAGAUGAAGUCACUUCCUGGUUCCAAUGAGCCCUACGAGGCCAGCAGCCCGAAAGAAAUAGACGCGUCCUACGUGGACCCACUGGGCCCUCAGAUGGAGAGACCAAAGACGGGGGCCAAGAAGCGCGUGGAGGAUGACGACUUUGCAGAUGAAGAGCUUGGAGACGACCUGCUGCCGGAGUAGCCUCUGCCUUCACUGCAACAUUUGCUCUUUUACCACCUUUUGAAAGACAAGAGCACAACGUUUCACCACAAAACCAAAAACAGUUUCAACUCAGCUCUUCAGCAAAAAACAAAGAUUAUUUUUCACGGGCAUCAAUGAGGGUCCAGUGACUCUCUGUAGUCUCCUGUUGUUGUCUGAUGUCUUUACCUCUGUCUGAUUGCUCAUGACCAAUCUUUGCAUCAUCUGAGUGAAAAACAGACUGACCCACAGCUGAUUUCUUGAAGGUAAAAUAUUUAUUCAUAUCCAUUCAGCAGAGGAAUACAUAUAUACAUGGCAUGAGUGCAACAAGAAGCUGCUUCCAGUGCAGUCUGGGACUGUUGGAACAGUUUUGUUUUGGCUCUGUACUCCAGCACAAUAAGUUUGAAAUGAAUCAAUCACAGUGCGUUUUGACUUUAAUAUGUGUUUACAUUCCCAACCGAUGAAGUGUGCAGAACUUAUAGACAUACUUUUUGACCAUACUGCUCUUCCCCCAGGGGUAAAUGGGGUUCUUCAGCGUUCACCCAAUACGGAUGUGAAUGGCAUAAAACGCCUUUAUAAGCUUUAAAGCCUGCAUUUUAACCUCACCAUAACCUUUACAUUGUUAAUCCAGUGUUGGGAUAGAGGGCUGAAACAAUGAAAAACAUUUCACUGUUCUGAUAGUUUUGACUGCACCGCGUGUUUCCAUGUGUGAGCCUGGGAAGCUUCUGGAAAAUCCAUCAGCAUGAUAUACCAAACUUAUGUAAUCCAUCCAUUUCAGGUUGUGUUUCGUUGCUCUUUGCAUUUUGUACUUUUUCCAGAAAUGUUUAUUUGUUGUGUAAUAUUUAUUUGUCUUGUCAUUUCUUAUAUAAUUAAAAGAGGAAA